Epinephelus moara (kelp grouper) is the source of this 6440-nucleotide messenger RNA. RefSeq names its product dystroglycan 1 (gene dag1). The transcript has 4 exons. Gene Ontology annotation, cellular component: dystrophin-associated glycoprotein complex; sarcolemma; dystroglycan complex. Bases 899 to 3622 code for a protein of 907 amino acids. NCBI's taxonomy places the organism in Eukaryota, Metazoa, Chordata, Actinopteri, Perciformes, Serranidae. Gene Ontology annotation, molecular function: calcium ion binding; laminin binding. The record is from RefSeq and is a predicted model, not a curated record. Gene Ontology annotation, biological process: muscle attachment; axon guidance; nerve development.
CAUCCUUCAGGCUCGGCAGCGGACAUUUGUGUGGAGGACCUCGGGAGUGAGGGACGUGUUGAGCCGCCUCUCUCCAGCCGGGGUGCAGCCUCUAUAGCCCCGCUGUACUCGUCCGGUGUCACCGCUGCACACACUGAUGUGAUUGAUAUUUGAUUUUUAUUGCUGUCACCACUCGAGACAACAUUUCUGUCUGUUUUUUACGCGUCACAUUUUUCCUGUUCAACUUCAGGAUUUCUGCUGGUGGUUUAAUCCCAACUCCGGGCGCUGCUCCAUCUGGAGCUUUUUCUACUGCACUUCUGAAUCAGUAACUUUGGAGCAGCCCGAGGAGACAGCCUGCCGCCAGCCGGAGAUCCGACACCGAGCACAGCCUAUAUUUGUCCGCUCGGCUGUGUGCGGAGAGGAAGGAGGAAACCCAGCUCCUGUCGCCACCUCCGCCACCAGCCUCCUGCUCCGCCGCACGGAGGGAGCAGCAGCAGAGGAAGAAGAAGAAGAAGAGGAGGAUUUAGGCUGAAUUACACCAAGGGAUAUAAAGCUGGAGGAGAUUUGACGAUCUCAAAGGUGCUCGGCACAAUGGGGCUCCGAAACCUCUGAGGGUUGAGCACAAAAGGCCGAGGGGAAGAGGAAGAAUAAAGCCAAGGGAGGGGGAAAAGAGGACAAAAGAGGAGGAGGAGGUGGAACAGAAGAAGGAGGGAAGAUUCUUGCCCGGCGCCUGGCGAGCAGGAGAGCUUUUCGGCAGAAGAGUGGGCGGAGAAGGAGAGGGAGGGAGGGAGAUUUGAAAGGAGGGAUUUGCUCGAUCUGUCGGGGGUGCAUGCUCCCCCCUAAGUCCCCCCCUCCCACUUGGCCAUCCUCCUUUUUAUUUUUGUUUCUGCAUCACUGACAGGCCCACAAAAGGAAAAGAAUGCGUAAUAAACUAAGUUGGGGACGCCUCGGGGCGAGCAGGGGCCUCGAUGUGAGACUACCCAGGACUAGAGCCUUGCUGCUGGGUUUGCUUCUGGCCGUAGCGGGCUGGCUCCCUCAGCCGGUCCAUGCAGAUGUGGAGAUCGAUGUGCUGGGAGAGAUGGUGUUGAUGGAAGGAGGUGGAGAGAGUGACGUAGACAGGAGAAGCGACCUGGAGGCCUCCAUGCACUCCUCGCUCCUUCGGGACUUCCAGGAAGUGACGGAAGGUAUCCGGGCGAUGGAGGUUGUUGCUGGAGACACCGGCGAGCCUGCGGCGACUCAGCAGAACACGGCCGCGCCCACCGCCUUCCCGGACUCCUCGGCGGUAGUGGGUCGGAUCUUCCAGAUGACAGUGCCAAACAAGAUGGAGGAUGUUUACCUGGGUGACAUUGUCAAGAUCACAGAGAUGGGGAAGGACUCCCUCCCUGCCUGGCUGCACUGGGACGCCAGCAGCAGGAUCCUUCAGGGUCUGCCUUUGGAGGAGGACAAAGGCGUCCAUUACAUCUCUGUAUCCAUCUCCAACCACACCAAAUCCUCCACUUCUUCAGAGGUGUUUUCCAUCGAGGUUCAUCCCGAAGAUCAUCUGGACGCAGAUUCAGCCCAGCUGGCGUCCAACCAGGCCUCCACCGAAGACGACGUCCAGCCAUUCAUGUGUAGCAACGAGGAGCCGGUCACGGUGCUGACGGUGAUCCUGGACGCCGAUCUGACCAAGAUGAGCUCAGAGCAGAGGGUGGAGCUUCUGGACGACAUGAGGAGCUUCUCUGGGGUGGGGCUCCAGCACAUGAAGAUCCUCCCCGUGGUCAACAACAGGCUGUUUGACAUGUCUGCGUUCAUGGCAGGACCGGGGAACGCCAAAAAGGUGGUGGAGAAUGGCGCUCUGUUGUCCUGGAAGCUCGGCUGCUCGCUGGACCAGAGCACCGUCCCAAACAUCAACAGUGUCCAGGGUCCUGCAAAGGAAGGCACGAUGUCGGCCAAGCUGGGCUACCCUGUGGUGGGAUGGCACAUCGCCAACAAGAAACCCCACGUCCCUAAACGUGUGAGGCGCCAAUUAAACAACACUCCAACACCUGUUCUGGCUGUGCUUCCUCCUACAACUGUAGUGGAGCCUCCAGUGAGGAUUAUUCCAACACUCUCGUCUCCUUCUAUCGCUGCACCAACCGAAAGCUCUGCUCCGCCUGUAAGAGGCCCCGUUCCCCUGCCAGGAAAGCCUACAAUCAGAGUCCGUGACCCUAUUGCCCACACCCCGACCCUGGGGCCCCCUCAACCAACCAGAGUCAUGGAGACCACCAGCACGCUUCCUAUCCAGCCAACCAUGACCAGGCCUACUUAUGUGGAGGCGACCGCCACACCACCUGUACCAACUAAAAGACCGACCAAGAAAACUAAGAGACCUAAAACCACACCUGUGCCCAGAGAGCCAAAGACCUCCACAGCGAAGCCGUCCAGGCGCACCACACCGUCACCAGCCAUCAUCCCGGACCCAUACAACGAGAAGCCUGUCCUGCGUAACCCCAUCGACCAGGUCAACGCAUUGGUGGGCACCUACUUCGAGGUUAAGAUCCCAUCUGAUACCUUCUUUGAUAAAGAGGACGGGACCACUGACAAGCUGCGUCUAACGCUGAGACAGAAUCACAAUGAGGUGGUCGGAGAGGGCUCCUGGAUCCAGUUCAACACCACCAGCCAGCUCCUGUACGGCCUGCCUGACGUCCAACACGUGGGGAAACACGAAUACUUCAUGCAGGCGACUGACAAAGGAGGCCUGAACGCAAUCGAUGCUUUUGAGGUGCGUGUGAACCGCUGGCCCAUCAACGACAAGACCCCCGUGAUUUUCACUGCCAGAUUCGACGGUGAGCCUCGUUCAGUUACGAAUGACAUCCACAAGAAGAUCCUUCUGGUCAAGAAGCUGGCGUACGCGCUGGGCGACCGCAACAGCAGCACGGUCAGUCUACGAAACAUCAGCAAAGGCUCCAUUGUGGUGGAGUGGACAAACACCAGCCUCCCGCAGCACCCGUGUCCAAAAGAACAGCUCACGGUCAUGAGCCGGACGCUCGCCAGUGCUGACGGAAAACCCUCACAGACAUUCAGGUACUCUAUGGAGCCUGAGUUCAAACCGCUGGAUGUCAUGGUGAAGGGAAGGGCGAGCUGCAGAACGUAUUCCUUCAUCCCGCCAGGAGAGAUCGAUAUACCAGAACCUCCAGCAAUCACUCCGGCUUCAGGAACAGGCCGGCAGAGCACAGAUGACGUCUAUCUCCACACGGUCAUUCCCGCCGUGGUGGUGGCGGCGAUCUUGCUAAUAGCAGGCAUCAUCGCGAUGAUCUGCUACAGGAAGAAACGAAAGGGCAAGCUGACCAUCGAGGACCAGGCCACCUUCAUCAAAAAAGGCGUGCCGAUCAUUUUCGCAGAUGAACUUGACGACUCUAAGCCGCCUCCGUCGUCCAGCAUGCCCUUGAUCCUACAGGAAGAGAAGCCCCCUCUUCCACCGCCCGAGUACCCCAACAUGGCCACGCCAGAGACCACUCCCCUCAACCAGGAGCUGCUGGGGGAGUACACAGCUCUGCGUGAUGAAGACCCCAAUGCGCCUCCCUACCAGCCACCUCCUCCCUUCACCACUCCCAUGGAGGGCAAGGGCUCCCGUCCCAAGAACAUGACUCCCUACAGAUCUCCACCUCCCUACGUGCCACCCUAAGACUUGUUACACCCUCCCCUCGUAGGGUGGAGGGAGAGGACGCCUGAGGAACUGUGACGGUUUCCAUUCUGGUGUUUGUCUGUCUGGACAUUUACAGGGAGAGAUGACAAGAGGUGCUAAAGUACAAAACAGCGAUGGGGGACUUUGGUGUGGGAGGGGGCGCGACGAGUCGGGUGGGGUUUUACAGGUGGGAUGAUUGGUUGAAACAGCUGGGAGGGACUACUGUUUUAGUGGUAGCCCAGCUACUACAGUGGCCUAAGACAAACAAAUUCUCGUCACAUUGGCUUUUGGAUCGACCAGUUGGUCAGAAGCGACGACUGGGAGACGCGCUCUCCCUUCCCAGCAUCCAUUUCGUUCUCUGUUGAUUUAAAAUACUGGCUUUCAUUUUGUUUUUUCAUCAUUAUCCCCAGGUUAUUCUUCUUUUUUUUUGUCUCUGGACUGAACCGUUUGCCUAACAACUCGUCUUUUGUCUUGCUUUUAAAUAAUACGAGGAGACAGUGAACUGCCAUCAGACCACUGCAGGCAACAACUCGUGUUUUUACUGAGGAGACUGAGAUUCUCUGAAAAUGAAAAAACCCAUCACAAGGAUCUCAAAUCACCCUGCAGACGACACAAGAGGACGUGAGGCCGCGGUGUGUGUGUGUGUGUGUGUGUGCGUGCGUGUGGGUAUGUGUGAGAAUGAGUGGGAGUGUGUAUUCAGAUUCAGUACGGUUUGCCUUUUAACACUAGUUGUCUGUUUCUAUCCUUAUUCACAAUGUCUAGUAAAGAUGAGAAUAACAAGGUAGCCUAAAAAAGAUUUAGAGAUGAAUAAUAAAUAAUUUGUUUGUUUCAUUGGUUUUAAAAUUCACUGUAUAUCUGGAAGAUGUUCUGAUAGAUUGUGUUCUAUUUUUUUGGUGGUGGAGGGAAGCGGCAGGAAGAGGACUGCCUCGCUGAAAUAACCUGCGGGAGCUCCUUACUUCCUGUUUGGAUACGACUGCAGGUCAAUUACAGUCCAUCAGAGGGUAAUCUUCCUCUCAGCAGAUCUAACAGGGCCGAUAAGGUGGAAGGAAUCUGAGUGGGAGGAGGUUAAGAAAGAAGCUUUUCUUGUUCUAACAAUAAACUUAUUUAUUAUGUUUUAAUGUGAAACUUUCUCGUUGUAACAAGAUAUGUUUUAUGUUUUUACAAAAUAAUUUCAUGUUAUAACAAGAAACCUGUAAAAAUAAACUUUUUUUUGUUAAAAAAGAGAAAUAUUUCUUUCUAAAGAGAUACUUUACCUUUUGUUAAUACGUGAAACUUUUCACGCAUUAACAAGAUGUUUUCUUGUUCUAACAAUAAACAUAUUUAUCUUGUUAUGACGUGAAACUUUUCUUGUUAUUACAAAAAAAGUAUAUAAAUUAAUAAAGUUUUUUUCUUGUUUAAGAAGAAAAGUUUCACGUUUCGACACUUUCAUGUGAUAACAAACUGUUCUUGUAAAGAAAAAAUGUUUCUUGGUAUAACAAUAUACUUAUUUAUCCUGCUAAUACAAGAAAUUUUUCACGUUAUAACAUAAGAUGUUUUUUUUUUUUAUAACAAGAAAACCUUUGUUAUAUCAAGAUACUUUUUAUGUUUUAACAAGAUCUUUUUACAUUAUAACAAGACGUGUUUACCUGUUUCUUGUUAUAAUGUGAAAAGAUCUUGUUAAAACGUAAAAAAAAAUAUCUUGAUAUAACAAAGGUUUUCUUGUUAGAAAAAAAGUCUUGUUAAUGCGUGAAAAAUGUCAAAUAUUAACAAGAUAAAUAAGUGUAUUGUUUUUCCAAGAAAAAAUUAUUAAAUCUUGUAAAAACUUGAAACUUUUCUUGGUAUAACGAGAUUUUGUUUUUACGUAUUCUUGAAGUUUUCAUGUUAUAACAAACAUUUCUCGUUGUUCUCGUUAUAACGAUACUUAUUUGUUAUAAAGUGAAACUUUUCUUGCUAAAACAAGAAACUUUUCACGUUAAAACUUGAUUCUGAUCAGUUAUUUUUUCCUGGCGUGGUAGUUUUACACUUUCGUAGUUUCAGUUCACGCAGUUUGGCCUUGAUUUGUCGACAGUAAAGUUAAUAAUACAGUAACAGUUAAACGCCCAGCCUUCAUACGUGUACUCAAACAGGAAAAGGAGACCUGCAGUUUAUUUUGGAGCAGGGAUAAUUAUUUUUUUAUGUAUUGAGGCAGUUCUUCUCCUCCGUCGGAGAAACUUUGUGUGCCAUGGAGACUCUCCCUGAUGGGAUUGUACAGAUUCUCACAUUGUAGAGGUCACAGAGGAGGCGAUGGAGGCCGAGAUUCAGAAGGAAGAAAGAACCCUGAAGUUCCAGUAAUUAGCUCACAACGAAAAUCUCCUUCUAAUUUUUUUACCAAGUUUUUGAUACAGCCUCAAACGGUUUGAUUAUUAAAAUAAAACAUGAUUAAUGAUUAGUCUUCUGUGAUUUGUAAAAUUUUAGCCUAGAAGUUCGAUUAUGAUUCAGUUAUGUACACUUUGUUUUCUUUUUGUUUCUGUCAUGGGUCACAUUUUCUCAAGUGUUUUAUUUUAUCGUGUGUGUUUGCAUAUCGAAAUGUAUCUCCCACUAUACAAAGAUGGAAUGACCCAUAUUUUAUGUAAUCACAAAUUUUAUUUUUAUGUCCUUAUGUUUGCUAAUGAGUUUCAACUGAAAGUGACCCUUUGCAAUAAUAAUGUAAGGCGCAGUCCACUCAGUGGCUGGUCGAUGCAGGCUCGAGCAAGUGACUCGUAUUGUCAUAAUCUUGUUGGUUUUUGCAGGAUGCCAAGGCUUUUUUGCUUAUCAAGUGUGCAUUGUCAUAAUAAAACCAACUGGUACGAUAAAAAACCAA